Molecule: messenger RNA, 3198 nt
Organism: Salvelinus fontinalis (brook trout)
Lineage: Eukaryota; Metazoa; Chordata; Actinopteri; Salmoniformes; Salmonidae
Product: U5 small nuclear ribonucleoprotein 40 kDa protein-like
Exons: 10
Coding region: 171-1217 (348 amino acids)
Cellular component (GO): catalytic step 2 spliceosome
Molecular function (GO): RNA binding; protein binding
Source: RefSeq, a predicted model, not a curated record
CGGUUCAAGGGCCAUGCGCUACAACCGUGAUAACCAAUCAUUGUUAACAGCGGAGUGGCUAACCAAUUGAUCGCCCUGCGAACAGGAAGUACUCGUCGAGAGAAACGUCCAUUCACCUAGGACGACUUAGUUAUAUUCUACUAAAUCGUUUUAUAUUGAUUUUCUUAGCCAUGAUUGAGCCAAAGAAGAGACCGGCGGACAUGGCUGUGGUUCCUGCCGGUGGAGUCAAGAGGCCCAGGGCCGAGCUGAUCGCUGCGGCACAGUCGCAACAACUCGUGGCCAUGGGCCCUCCCCGCAGCUCCAGCCUGCAGGCUCCUAUCAUGUUGAUGUGUGGCCACGAGGGAGAGGUCUACUGCUGCAAGUUCCAUCCUAACGGGGCCACACUGGCCUCGUCUGGCUAUGACAGGCUCAUCUUGAUGUGGAAUGUGUACGGGGACUGUGAUAACUUUGCCACCCUGAAGGGACACAGUGGUGCUGUGAUGGAGCUUCACUACAACACAGACGGCAGCCUGCUGUUCAGCGCCAGCACAGACAAGACCGUGGGAGUGUGGGACAGUGAGACGGGCGAGAGGAUCAAGCGCCUGAAAGGUCACACCUCCUUCGUUAACUCCUGCUACCCUGCUCGCCGCGGGCCUCAGCUCGUCUGUACCGGCAGCGACGACGGAACCGUCAAGCUGUGGGACAUCCGUAAGAAGGGGGCGGUCCAUACGUUCCAGAACACCUACCAGGUGUUAGCCGUCACAUUCAACGACACCAGCGACCAGAUCCUGUCUGGAGGCAUCGACAACGACAUCAAGGUGUGGGACCUGAGGCAGAAUAAGAUGAUCUAUGGUAUGCAUGGUCAUGGUGAUUCUCUGACUGGCCUCUGUCUAAGCUCAGAGGGAUCCUACCUCCUCUCCAACUCCAUGGACAACACAGUACGUAUUUGGGACGUCCGUCCGUUCGCUCCCAAGGAGAGGUGUGUGAAAAUAUUCCAGGGGAACAUUCACAACUUUGAGAAGAACCUUCUGAGGUGUUCCUGGUCUGCUGACGGCAGCAGGAUUGCAGCAGGCUCAGCUGACAGGUUUGUUUAUGUGUGGGACACCACGUCUCGUAGGAUCCUGUACAAGCUGCCAGGCCACGCUGGGUCAGUCAACGAGGUCGCCUUCCAUCCCGAGGAGCCUAUUGUCCUCUCUGGCGCCAGUGACAAGAGACUCUACAUGGGAGAGAUUCAGUAGGACUGUCGUGUGUGUGUGUGUGUGAAUGUUCUGCCCCGGAGCCUUGUGUGUAUGGAUCCAGCCCCCAACUGUGUGUAUGGAUCCGGCCCCCAACUGCGUGUAUGGAUCCAGACUCCAACUGUGUGUAUGGAUCCAGCCCCCAACUGUGUGUAUGGAUCCAGACUCCAACUGUGUGUAUGGAUCCCGCCCCCAACUGUGUGUAUGGAUUCGGCCCCAAACUGUGUGUGUGGAUCCAGCCGCCAACUGUGUGUGUGGAUCCAGCCGCCAACUGUGUGUAUGGAUCCAGCCCCCGACUGUGUGUAUGGAUCCAGCCCCCAACUGUGUGUAUGGAUCCAGCCCCCAACUGUGUGUAUGGAUCCUGCCCCCAACUGUGUGUAUGGAUCCUGCCCCCAACUGUGUGUAUGGAUCCAGCCUCCAACUGUGUGUAUGGAUCCAGCCCCCAACUGUGUGUAUGGAUCCAGCCCCCAACUGUGUGUAUGGAUCCUGCCCCCAACUGUGUGUAUGGAUCCAGCCCCCAACUGUGUGUAUGGAUCCAGCCUCCAACUGUGUGUAUGGAUCCAGCCCCCAACUGUGUGUAUGGAUCCAGCCCCCAACUGUGUGUAUGGAUCCAGACUCCAACUGUGUGUAUGGAUCCAGCUCCCAACUGUGUGUAUGGAUCCAGCUCCCAACUGUGUGUAUGGAUCCAGCUCCCAACUGUGUGUAUGGAUCCAGCUCCCAACUGUGUGUAUGGAUCCAGCUCCCAACUGUGUGUAUGGAUCCAGCCCCCAACUGUGUGUAUGGAUCCAGCCCCCAACUGUGUGUAUGGAUCCCGCCCCCAACUGUGUGUAUGGAUCCCGCCCCCAACUGUGUGUAUGGAUCCCGCCCCCAACUGUGUGUAUGGAUCCCGCCCCCAACUGUGUGUAUGGAUCCGGCCCCCAACUGUGUGUAUGGAUCCGGCCCCCAACUGUGUGUAUGGAUCCCGCCCCCAACUGUGUGUAUGGAUCCCGCCCCCAACUGUGUGUAUGGAUCCGGCCCCCAACUGUGUGUAUGGAUCCGGCCCCCAACUGUGUGUAUGGAUCCGGCCCCCAACUGUGUGUAUGGAUCCGGCCCCCAACUGUGUGUAUGGAUCCGGCCCCCAACUGUGUGUAUGGAUCCGGCCCCCAACUGUGUGUAUGGAUCCGGCCCCCAACUGUGUGUAUGGAUCCGGCCCCCAACUGUGUGUAUGGAUCCGGCCCCCAACUGUGUGUAUGGAUCCGGCCCCCAACUGUGUGUAUGGAUCCGGCCCCCAACUGUGUGAAUGGAUCCGGCCCCCAACUGUGUGUAUGGAUCCGGCCCCCAACUGUGUGUAUGGAUCCGGCCCCCAACUGUGUGUAUGGAUCCCGCCCCCAACUGUGUGUAUGGAUCCCGCCCCCAACUGUGUGUAUGGAUCCCGCCCCCAACUGUGUGUAUGGAUCCGGCCCCCAACUGUGUGUAUGGAUCCGGCCCCCAACUGUGUGUAUGGAUCCCGCCCCCAACUGUGUGUAUGGAUCCGCCCCCAACUGUGUGUGUGGAUCCAGCCCCCAACUGUGUGUAUGGAUCCAGCCCCCAACUGUGUGUGUGGAUCCAGCCCCCAACUGUGUGUGUGGAUCCAGCCCCCAACUGUGUGUGUGGAUCCAGCCCCCAACUGUGUGUGUGGAUCCAGCCCCCAACUGUGUGUAUGGAUCCAGCCCCCAACUGUGUGUAUGGAUCCAGCCCCCAACUGUGUGUAUGGAUCCAGCCCCCAACUGUGUGUAUGGAUCCAGACUCCAACUGUGUGUAUGGAUCCCGCCCCCAACUGUGUGUAUGGAUCCAGCCCCCAACUGUGUGUGUGGAUCCAGACCCCAACUGUGUGAAUGAAAGGUACUUUUAUAUACUGUUUUAUUGAGUAACAUCCUCAGAGUCAUUUACUUUAGAAUGUCCAGUCACAACAACCAACUCCUGUGUUUUUUUAUUUCUCCUAAUAAACUACGUCUGGGGAAAAAUA